Neocloeon triangulifer is the source of this 6453-nucleotide messenger RNA. RefSeq names its product endoribonuclease Dicer-like. The coding region runs from base 638 to 5491 and encodes 1617 amino acids. The transcript is spliced from 31 exons. NCBI's taxonomy places the organism in Eukaryota, Metazoa, Arthropoda, Insecta, Ephemeroptera, Baetidae. Gene Ontology annotation, cellular component: RISC complex; nucleus; cytoplasm. Gene Ontology annotation, biological process: siRNA processing; pre-miRNA processing; apoptotic DNA fragmentation. The record is from RefSeq and is a predicted model, not a curated record. Gene Ontology annotation, molecular function: ribonuclease III activity; deoxyribonuclease I activity; RNA binding.
GAAUGGAGAAGAUCAUUUUUACACGAUUACCAUCUCGCUUUAAUUAAUCCGUGCUGCAAACGUCCUUGCGCUCCAAAAACAAUUUCUUCCUUUCGUCGGCGCUUCCGAUUUCCAGAUCCAGAGUGGCAAGACAGUCAAAGAAGAGGUGAUUGACCCGACAAAGAUGAAAUUUAGCGGCUUGAGGAAUUGGAAACAAGUUUUCUGUUUUGAUCGGUCGCUCCGACGGCGGCUACAGCGCAUGUCUUGUCUGGACCUGCCCGAGCCCGUCUCGUGCAAGGUCUCGUGUGGCCGAUUGCGACUUGCGACCAAUGAGAGAGGCGGGAGUCAUCGUGAACCAAUGACGUAACAUCUGGCGCUGCUAUCCUCACACAAAAUUUCAUUUCAUUAUGUGCAUACGCAUACACCAAAAGAUCCUUGGCAUACACUGUACACUGCUGCUACGCUGCUAGUGCUACACUAAACUUGGUAAGCAGCAGUGAUACUGUGUUUUUUCUUUCAAUUUCUCCGCUCGCUGCCGACGCUGCCGGAAGAAACGAAGCUGAAAAUCUCUAUCUGAUGCUGAUCGUUUCAUAUUUACUACAAGGCCUAUCCAAAGACUGGAAAAUAACAUUUGUGCCAUAAAUUUGAAAACGAAGUCAUGAUGGAGGUGGAUUCUGAACCUGAUGGGAAUCUCUCCCAGCAGCUGGAGGAGUUAAUUCCAAGAGAUUAUCAGAAUGAAAUGCUCAAUGCUGUGAUCAAAGGGAAUUCUAUUAUUUAUUUGCCAACUGGAGCUGGAAAGACUUUCAUUGCCUUUAUGGCCAUGAAGCAUUUUUACAGCGAGAUUGAAAAGCCCUUUGCUGAUGGAGGCAAAAGGAUCGUAUUUGCGGCUCCUAAAGUUGCCUUGGUGACUCAGCAGUGCACCGUGCUCCAGAGGCAGACCCAGUUCUCAGUUGGUAUGUUUAAUGGCAACAUGAAUGUAGACAACUGGACUAGGGACAUGUGGGAGCAACAAAUUGAAGUGCACCAGGUCUUGGUUAUGGGAAGUCAGAUUCUCUUAGAUAUCCUGGAUAAAGGCUUCUUAAAAAUGACUGACAUUUGUCUUCUAGUCUUGGAUGAAUGUCACCACGCUACUGAGAAGCACAACAUGAACUUGAUUUUUGCAAACCACUUCCGCAAAGAAAAUCCUUGCAUGCCUCGGAUUUUAGGAUUGACUGCAACGCUGGUUAAGAAAAAUGUGCCACUGCACAAACUGCAGCAGAUGAUGGGUGAUCUUGAAAACAAUUUGUGCAGCAGAAUUGUUAAGCACUUUAACUAUGAAGAUUUGAAAGGGCUCUAUGCAAACCCUAAAAUCCAGCCCCAUGUAGUGCAAAGUCUCAAAGCUGAAAAUGAUGUUAAUUUGUCCACAUUAUUGGGAGCUUUGAAGGAUACUCCAUUUCUGAAAGCAUCUACAAGAGGUGGAAGAGGGCAAAACUCUCUGCUGCUCCAGUUCAGUAGUUUAGGAAAGCUUGUCACUAAGAAAAAUCCUGUACUUGCUGAUUGUGAGAAAACAAUUCUUGAUAUUGAACACCAUCUCACCGAUUUAGGGCUAUUUGGGGGAAAGUUGGCCAUUCUGCAUCACAUAAUCAGGUUGAAAGUGCUGAAGCUCUCUUUGUCGACUAACUCGCAAGAGAUCAUAAUUUUGGACCAAAUGCUUGACCACCUGAAGGAAGUCGUAGAUAAAGCUGAUGAAGUGAUGAAUCAAGCGGCCAAAGGAAAUUACUUACACUUGUUCUAUUUCUCGGCGCCAAAAGUUCAUGGCAUGUUUAAAAUUUUGAGGGAUGCUCUGAAAAGCAAUAGCAAAGAUGGAGAAUCCACCCUGUGUGGUAUCGUCUUUGUUGAACGCAGGGUUACUGCUGUGGUUCUUUAUCACAUGUUAAAGGUAAAGAUUUCCAUGGAGUUGGACCACUCUCUCGAUGCUCUGAAGCCAGACAUUGCCCUAGGGGGAAGUGGAAAUCAAAGCUUUGGAACAAUGGAGUAUUCGCUGAAAAACGCAAAGAUGAAACGCAGCAUUGAUAGAUUCAAUGCUGGUUACACAAACUUGGUGUUUUCUACUGAUGUGCUGGAAGAAGGCAUUGAUGUUCCAAGAUGCAACAUUGUUGUGAGGUUUGACCCAAUCAAAACCAUGUGUUCCUUCAUCCAGUCCAAGGGCAGAGCUCGAGAUCUGGACGCCACUUUCUAUGUCCUUGAUGUAGAUGGGGAAUUUCAGAAAAGGGUGCAAACCUACUUUGAAAUGGAAAAGUCACUGAAACAAGUUCACUCUAAAAACGAAAACCCUGGCCAUGAUCUAAAUGGAGAGAAAAAGAUUUAUCCUCUUGUAACAUCUGCAGGCUCUUUGGCUACCGUGGACAAUUCAAUCAAAUUGAUUUACAGAUAUUGCAACUCUCUUAGUGUUGGCAGAUUUGCUCGUGCGGAACCUAACUGGUAUUACACAGAAAAAAGUGAUGAAGGUCCUUUCACCUUUUCUGUAGUUCUUCCUGCCUCUUCUCCCUACAAGAAACCCAUUAAAGGAUUUGAAAUGUCUUCGAUGAAGGAGGCUAAGAGUGUUUGCGCGUUGGAAGCUGUUAAAGCACUGUACAAGUUUGGAGAGCUUGACAGUUACUUACAGCCUAAGGCAAAGUCUGAGCAGAACAAUGAGAUGAACAACCCAGACCUUUUCAAGCACUGGAGAAAAUUCGAGGAAGGUGACGAAGGCUUAAAAAAUGCAGGCACUAGGGGCAGAAGACGGAUGCAUCCAAUGAUCUUUCCUGAAGUUUUGAAAAACAUUGGUCCAGUGCCAAACUUGGACACUUUUGUUCAUAUGGUGAAACUAAGGCCAAAGUAUGAUCGACCCUCUGGUUCGCGUAGAACCUUUCUUUACGAUUUGAUGGAAAGCUGUGAACAAGGUUUUGCCCUGCUUACUUCAAAGCCAUGGCCGCAGUUGUGCCAAUUUCCUAUUUAUACCAAUUUUGGUGAGAUGGAAGUUGAAGUAUUAGCAAAUGCUUCUUGUGUGCAACUUGUUGCUGAAGAAAUUGCUCUUAUUCAACACUUCCAUAGAACAGUAUUUGAAAUUGUUCUAGAAAUCAGUCACAAGUUUUUGGUGACCGAUUUUCAUUCAGAAACAAAUAGCAUUUUACUGGCUCCUGUGCUUGGAACUGAAGCUCAGUUUGACUGGCCCUUGCUGCUCUCUUGCAAGGAUAAUUUGGAGGGGUUAAGUGAAAAAUUGAAAGGAUUUGACAAAGGCUUGCUUGGAAAAGUUGUGAAUCCUUUACACAGAAAAGGCCCCAUCGACAAAGCCAACUGGAACUACAUUGUCACCAAAGUAAGAGAUGACCUUAAUCCAGGCUCGAAAUUCCCUGAUGAUAAGCACAAGGAUUUUGCCUCCUUCUUCAAACAUGUCUAUGGUGCUGCAGUGACCAACAUGUCGCAACCGAUGUUGGAGGUUCGGCCAAUUUCUCACAAAUUGAACUUGCUCACUCAUGGGAAAGACAAUUCAACUUCAAAGAGGACACCUGGAGAUGGUGAGAUUUUCAUCCCAGAGCUAUGCAGCAGCCCUGGUGUGAACAGGGUGAUUAGUUCAGAGCUGUGGCUCAAAGCUACAACAAUACCUUCUGUUUUGGAAAGAAUCCGAUGGCUCUUGAGUGCUGACGAGCUUCGAUCAAAAAUCAAUCAUGGAACUGGACUUGGAAAAACUAGUAUUCCAUAUGGAGUGUUGUGGGAAACUUUUGAAGUAGCUACUUUCACUGACAAGUACACACGCCUCUACAGCAAUCAUGAAGAUGUCAAACGUAUCAAGUUUUCUGACAGUGCAUCAAAGAGGAAGAAUUUGCAAUUGGAAGAACUUGAGAAUGAGCCUACCGAUUUGGAUUACAAUCUCUUAACUGUGACUGACGAGGAUAUCAAGAGCUAUGCUGCUUAUUCUUCAAAGAAGCUUGAAAUCACCAUCCCAAAAUCCAGAGCAGACCUAUUUGAAGCAAGAGACAACAUGGUUGCUGUGAAGGAAAUCAAGUGCUUCUCUAAAAGAUUGGUAGGAGGUUUGGGCCCUCAAUUGCAAACUUUCUAUCGAGCUAUCACAACAAGCACUGCAAAUGAUGCUGUCGACAUGGAAAGGCUUGAAAUCUUGGGUGAUGCUUACCUCAAAUUUGCAUCGUCGUUGUACUUGUUUGAAACAUACGACUUUGCAGAAGGAAAGCUAACUGACUUGAAAGGUAAAAUUGUGGGCAACAAAAACCUUUUUUACUGUGCAAUGAACAGAGAGAUAAGUGGUUACCUCCACGCUUCAAGAUUCUCUCCUCGACUUGAGUGGAAGCCACCAAAUUACAAAGUGCCUGAGACAACAAUUAAAGAAAUUCUGUCAAAGAAGCUGAAUCCACCCGUCUUAAAGAAAAUAGAAGGGUACCAAAAGGAUGGUCUUCCAAACACUGAUGAUUGGUUGUACUUCAAAGAUUCAACUGCAAAUGAGUCGUUCCAUAUGAUUCUUAAUCUUCAAGACAUUUCUGAUAAGUAUGUUUCUGACUGCGUGGAAGCUUUGAUUGGUACUUACGUCGAAAGCUGUGGGCCUAUUGAUGCCGCUGCCUUGCUGGUUUGGUUUGAAAUCCUUCCUCAAACUGUAACAGCUAUCAUGACCAGUCCAUCCAAAAGCUGUGUUAACUUGGAAAAUAUGGAGUCUCGCAGCUCUGUCGAAGAGCAUGUGAACAUGCACCUUCCAAGGGUUUCCUCGAUUGAGCAAGUCCUUGGCUACAAAUUCAAGGACAGAGCCCUGCUUCUACAAGCGCUGACCCAUUCGUCGUGCAUGUCAAACAGAAUUACUGAAUGCAAUCAAAGAUUGGAAUUCUUGGGUGAUGCAGUUCUUGACUUUUUGAUCACAUGCUAUAUUUAUGAGCAUUGUGGAAACUUGUCGCCGGGCGCAGUGACUGAUUUGCGCUCUGCACUUGUGAACAAUGUAGUCUUUGGCUCUCUGGCAGUGCGCUAUGGACUGCACACAUACCUCCUGCAUAAUUCGCCAAGUCUUUUUCAAGUCAUUGAUGCAUUUGUUGAGUACCAGCAGAAUAACAACCACGCCAUCAGUGAAGAGUACUUGUUGGCUUUAAACGAGGACAGUUGCUUGAGCACAGCAACAUACAUUGAGGUGCCCAAGGCUUUAGGAGAUGUCUGGGAAAGCAUUGUUGGGGCCGUUUUCUUGGACUCUGGCAAAGAUCUGGCCAGGACCUGGGCCGUGAUCUAUCCUCUGAUGAAGAAAGAAAUUGAUCUCUUUAGUGUUAAUGUGCCAAUUCAACCCGUUCGUAGGCUUUAUGAGUGCUUUGGGAAGGAAAACUCUGUUUUCAAGCCUGUUGAGAGAGAAGAAGGAACUGGGCGUGGUGUCUUGAUGAAACUGACUGUGAAAACCAAAGACCAAGAAAUUAUCUGCUACGGUCAAGGUAGGAACAAGCAACAAGCCAAAAUUGCCAGUGCCAAAUACGCCUUCAAGCGGAUUCAAAAUGGUCUGCCGAAAAAGUGACAACUUUUCAAAAUAAUCAAAUGUGAUUUAUUGUUGGAGAUAUAUUUUAUCAUUAAUUUUAUUUCUCUAUAAAUUAUUUCUAGAAAAUCAAUAUGCUAGCCAAAUUAUGUGUAAAAUAAAUACUCUGAAAUUAUACCAAAAAAAAAAAUCUAAAAAAAAAACGCACCUCUAUUAAGGCUUUAUAAACGGCUGGGAAAAACUCCAAUUGUGGCUUUCUGGUCCACUAACAUUAAUAAGCUGCUCAAUUCUCUUGGAGAAAUAAGUUGUCCACCACACUGAUUUUAAAAAUAAGUUUUAGUGGCUGGGUAGGAAAGAUUUCUUACUUAACAAAAACAAAAUCUUGGUAAAUUUUGAUUUUGAUAUAGAUACCAAUAUUUAAAUUAUUUUUUUUCUUUAAUUACUUGUGGUGCAGAAACACUACACUACUACAGUUCGUCAUUUGUUUCAAAUUGGGCAAGGCGCUAUUUAUGAUGGCUUCAUUUAUCAAGUGCUUUGUCAAUAUUGAAUUAAUUUGUCUGUUCAAUGAACAAAACUAAUUUUCUUCUAGACUAUACAUUAAUACCAUUUUAACGUUAAGCUAUUGCGGGCAAUCAAAAAGAACUAACAACUUGAACUCUGCACUCACAAUCAGGUGCUAUUCUGCGCCGCUUCUCGGUCCCCUGGAGCAAAACAUAACGCAACGUGCUUUACUUCAGUGUCGCACAGGUUGCAUAGCUUGAACGCCGGGUUGUAGCACCAAGUGCAGUUUUGAUACGCGUAAGAGAAAAAAGACGAGCAAUCUCUCAUCACUUCAGUUUUUUUGCACUUUGCAAAAGCUAUCUGAUCUUCAUAUUGUCCACUUUAAGAAUGUUUCUUUGCAGCUCUCUAGAGCUCCUGCACCAAGCCAUUUUUAUUGCUUUUUACACCAAGGAUAUGAUAUUAAAAAGACUAUUUAGUAAAGUAAAGCACAAAACUUACUCAAG